CGUCCGUUUUAUUGGAGAGUUCGGAUCUAUGAUAGCAUCGUUUGAAGAUAUCUGUUUGAAGUUAAUAUUAUCCCAGUUGAUUCGUCUCCUAGCUACGUAAACCUACUGUUUCACGUGAGAUUUUUCAGUUUGUGAAGAAACCCAACUUUUCACGGUUUGAGCAACAAGAAGGAGGAAGAGAAACAGGAACAGUCACGGUGUGUGACGUCACAACUUCGAAUAAUGACGAAAUAAUAAAUGUACAGUUUUUCAAGACAAACGAGAGGUUGCUAUGCGUACUGGAAUAAUAGGAACAAACAUUGAGAGGUUGCUAUGCGUACUGGAAUAAUAGGAACACCCAUUGAGAGGUUGCUAUGCGUACUGGAAUAAUAGGAACACCCAUUGAGAGGUUGCUAUGCGUACUGGAAUAAUAGGAACACCCAUUGAGAGGUUGCUAUGCGUACUGGAAUAAUAGGAACACCCAUUGAGAGGUUGCUAUGCGUACUGGAAUAAUAGGAACACCCAUUGUUCAAUUUUUGUUUUCUUCUUCUAUCGGUUUCGGUCCGUACUUGAAUUAUAGAAUUGUUUAAUAGGAUUAAAUUAAUUCUUUCAUUAAUUAUAUGAAACAUUGCGCAAUUCCUUUGAAUAAUUAUUUAGCAAUUAAAAACAUACGUUUUUUAUUUUAAAAUAGAUAAUUUAAUUAACGUGAAUCGUACCAACAACACGCACAUACACACACACAUAUAUAUACACAAAAAAUUAGCAAUACGGUUAAGAUAGUGUAAGAAGAUUCGUCCGUUGUAAAUUUGCUAGUCAAAGAUUUUGAGAUAUUGGAUUCUGGUUGCAGUCUCAUCAUGGGUGUGCAUUCAGUUCCGGUCAUAACGAGUAUUAUUUUAUUCGGGUUAUUUGUACUCUCGUGUCUGACCAUCGAAGCGGUCAGCUUAGCUAAAGAUCAAGGUUCGAAACCUAACAUUACCAUAGGGUUCUUAGCUACAUUUACGGGAGACGGCAUCGGAAAACUCAUUGCUGGAGCCAUAACCGUAGCUGUCAUGAACGUAAACAAAAGACCAGAUUUGCUUCCCAACCACGCUCUACAGUUUAUACCUGCGGAUGCCGGUGAGCGAGGAACGUCCGUGGCUAUCAAAAAAAUGACUCGGAUGCGCGAUGAUGGUGCUGUGGCCUUCAUUGGACCUGAUGAAAGUUGUGUUUCCGAAGCCCUGGUCGCAGCAGCCUGGAACUACCCUAUGAUCACAUAUAAAUGUUCAGACCGGAAAGUUUCUAACAAAAACAUCUACACGACAUUUGCUCGAACAUUGCCUCCAAGUUCGAAGGUCUCCAAGUAUGUAAUUUCCCUCUUGAAGCAUUUUAAGUGGAACAAAGUCGUACUGGUGGUGUCUGAAAACCACUGGUAUAAACAAGCAGAAGAAGCUCUGGCUGUUCUUGCUAAAGACAGUGACAUAGAAGUCACUAAAACGUACUUUAUACCAAAUUUUUACAUCAGUGGAAGUCACGAAAAGGAUAUAAAAAAAAUCAUCGACGAAUCCUUCAUGAUAACGAGAAGUAAGUGCUCUGAUGAGACAUCUUUAUUUAUCAGUUGUUUAAAGUGA
This is a messenger RNA of Limulus polyphemus (Atlantic horseshoe crab), 1586 nucleotides long. RefSeq names its product guanylate cyclase 32E-like. The coding region runs from base 834 to 1586 and encodes 250 amino acids. Lineage: Eukaryota; Metazoa; Arthropoda; Merostomata; Xiphosura; Limulidae. The record is from RefSeq and is a predicted model, not a curated record. The transcript has 2 exons.